Osmerus eperlanus (European smelt) is the source of this 2581-nucleotide messenger RNA. It is a transcript of the gene aadac, whose product is annotated as arylacetamide deacetylase. Gene Ontology annotation, cellular component: membrane. Gene Ontology annotation, molecular function: carboxylic ester hydrolase activity. The record is from RefSeq and is a predicted model, not a curated record. NCBI's taxonomy places the organism in Eukaryota, Metazoa, Chordata, Actinopteri, Osmeriformes, Osmeridae.
AAUAGACGACGCUGACAACGUCGUUGCACUUCGAGUUUGAGGGGUGACAGGACUCCGGUUAUAAGACUUAAUGUACAGCACGUCGCCUUUGGCGGGCCUGCGGCCGAUCCUACCGAUAUAGAAAACAAAGUUCAGUGUAGCCUACACACUGUGGAAGAAACAUACACAAACUCAAGUCACGCUCCGUUUCCAAAUCGGUUACAUCGAGGCGGGACGAUCGAGAGGGAAGCACCUGAGGAAUUUGCAGAGCCGCGCGCUGGAGUCGAUUUGCCCCGUGAGCAGCGCGGGGCGCGCGCUCUACUGUCCGUUCACAGUCCUAAAAACCAGCGCAUGAAUCAAUAUCCUUUCUUUGAUCGGAGGGAAGGGUAGAGUCAAGCACGACCGGGUAGUGAGCGGGCGGGCAGUGAUAGUCACGGGGAAAGAACCGAUCAUGCUCGCUAAUAGCGAUUAGAUGAGUCUAACACGUGCAGUCAUAUCUAGCUGGCUGGGCUCCAAAAUUAAUACCGGAUUACGCACUGACCGGAGUGGAUUCACUUACAAAUAUACAGAUCCAGCACCGAAGUUUCUUUCUGCUCCCGGCAAUCAGCUGCUGGGUAACUGGUUAAAAUGAGGUUGAAAGGUUUAUUUGUACUCCUCUCCUUUGGAGCUUUUACCGCCUAUUACAUUUACGAGCCCAUCCCGGAAGACAUCGAGGAGCGCUGGAAACUAAUGCUGACCAACUGUUUGUUCAGAAGCCUCAGUCACCUGGCAGACUUCAGUGAGGUGCUGGGGGUGAAGGACUACAUGGGGGUGAUGUACUUCAUCACCUUUGCAGAGCGGGUGGUGCCCGUGUCUGAUGCCCGCGUGCGUGUGACGGAGGAGCACUUUGAGGGGGUGGAGGUGGUGGUGUACCAGCCCCACCAGCAGCCCCACCAGCAGGCCCUGAGGCCGGCCAUCAUCUACCUGCACGGGGGGGGCUGGUGUCUGGGGAGCUCCCGGAUGAGUCCUUACGACAUGCUGGCCAGGGAGAUGGUGACAGAGCUGGGCGCUGUGGUUCUGUCUGUGGAGUACCGCCUGCCCCUGGCCUGCCCACCAUUUCCUGUCCCGUAUGAGGAUGUGUACCGGGUGGUGAGGUACGUGCUGCGCAGGGACGUGCUAGCUCGCUACGCCAUCCCCCAGGGAGCGUUGGCCGUGUCAGGGACAGCGGCGCGGGGGGCUAACGCAUGCAGCGUCAGCAGUAUGGGAGGGCGGGGGGGUCUAACACAUGACUCGCUACAGUCGGUGCAGUUGAAGGUCCAGGCUCUGCUGAUCCUGGUCCUCAGGCCUGACCUGAACACACCGUCCUACCAGCAGAACCAGAACAUGCCCGUCUAUGAAGAUACGAAAAGAUACCGCUUCUGGGCUGAGUACUUCUCCAGCGAUCAGAUCAUCCUCAGCUCCAUGAUGACCAACACCCACAACAGCCCCCAGUCUGCACCCCUGCUCAAGUUAGAUAAAAGGAGUAUUCUGCGAGGAUUAGUCGACAGGAAGUACAACUACUCCGCCCCGCGGGUUGUGUGGGGGGGCGGGGGUGAGGCGUCCCGCUGGCUGGCUGACCCCAGAGCCUCCCCUCUGCUGGUCCCCGACGCGGCUCUGCGCUCGCUGCCUAAGGCCUACAUCCUGACGUGCGAGUAUGACGUGCUCCGUGAUGACGGCGUCAUGUAUGUGACGCGUCUGCGGGCGGCGGGGGUGGAGGUGACACACCAGCACUACCCACACGGCUUCCACGGAGCUCUCCUGUUCAGCGUGUGGCCCACUGACUUCAGCAUCGCACGGCGCAUGACGGAAAACUACAUCCGCUGGCUGAGGGAGAACUUGUAGGAAAGAGAACAAAGUUAGAGUUAGAGAGAGGUGGAGAGAUGGAGGGUUAGAAGAAAUGUAGAUCGAGCGAUCUUCAGCUGUCGAUGAAACAGAACAUAUGAAAGGGUUUGUUUCCAUGUUCAUUCCUGUUUCUCCUCGCAGCACGUUCACUGCUGUGUAGGGGAGGAGAUAUUUAUCCUCCGUUUGGUCACGUUGUUUUUCUUCUGUGUGUUUUGUUUUGAUGAGUUUUUGUACAUAAGAUGCUAAAAGGGCACAUUGUGAAGAGGCUUUCCCACAUUGUUGCAACAGAUCACAAGCACCGCCCAGAACCCAGCCUGGCUGGGGUUUUGAGGCGUAACUCAGAUCGAACAGAGUUUAAUCCAGAUUCACUGAUUACGCUGUCAUCGUGUGAGCCUGGGUCUUAGUCAUAACGUAACUCUUGAUUAAGUUGUCUGGUCAAAAGCAUUUGUGUUUUCUUUAAGGAAAGUCUUGGAAUCUGAAGUUGUGAUAUCUUCCAGUAGUGGAAUCUUCACACCAGGGUUACAGUCAGUCAGUUGUGCAUAAAGCAUAUUGUGGACCAGUAGAGUUAGGGUGUGUGUGUGUGUGUCUCCUACAGUGUGGGGAUGAGAUGUGUGAUUGGGUGUGAAGCUCCCAGUACAGUACAAAGGCCACUGUUCAUGUCUCCCCUUCCUUCUCUCUCUCUCCCUCCUUCUCCCUCUCUCCUCUCUCUCCCUCUCCUCCUUCUCUCUCCCUCUCUCUCUCC